CUCCACCCUCCCCCUCUCUCCCCAGCUCUUCACCAUUUUCCACUCCUCUCUCCCCAGCCUGGAACAUCGCGGCCGGAUUAUUUGUGGAAGAAACCCCAGAAAAAAGAAGUAAAGGGGGUCGAACCUCUGCUCCGAAGUAAUCCGGAUCGCAGAUCGGGAGCGUGGGAACCGGAGCGGCUUAUCCAAAGAGGAGAUCCACUUCCAGGAGAAGGGAGAGAGCGCUUUAUACCCCGAGAGGAGGGCACUUAACACUCUGGGAGGAGAGCGCUGUGUACCCCAGGAGGAGGCUGCUUUAUACCCCAAGGGGCAAAGAAAGAAAGAGGGUGGAAAGGAGAUUUCUGAAGGAGGAAGAGAGUGACUUGUGAAGAAGAGAGCGAGUUACAAAAGAAAAGGAGGAAUUGGAGAGGGGGGAGAGCGACUUCUAUGAAGGACAGGAGGAGAGGCUGCUGAAGGAGGACAGGAGGAAGCCAGGACAGGAGGGCAGCCACAGGGGCAGGAGGGCCAACUGCCAGAUGGAUGAGCAAGGGAGGCUUCUCCAGGCCAGGGGAGUGGGGAUCCCCGGACACCCUAUCCACGGAGGACCCCAAACCCUCACCCCACACCCCAUGCACGACCCCCCAUCAGACAAUGGGGAGCCCAGGAAGCAAGAUAUCGGCGACAUAUUGCAACAGAUCAUGACUAUCACAGACCAGAGCCUGGAUGAAGCCCAAGCCAAGAAGCACGCCUUAAACUGCCACAGGAUGAAACCCGCGCUCUUCAGCGUUCUGUGCGAGAUCAAGGAGAAAACAGGUCUCAGUAUCCGUAACAACCAGGAGGAGGAGCCAGUUGACCCACAGUUGAUGCGCUUGGACAACAUGCUCCUAGCGGAAGGAGUAGCCGGGCCGGAGAAAGGGGGAGGAUCGGCUGCGGCGGCUGCUGCAGCGGCAGCUUCGGGUGGCGUCUCUCCGGAUAAUUCCAUCGAGCACUCGGAUUAUAGGAAUAAGCUGUCUCAGAUAAGGCAGAUCUAUCACGCCGAACUGGAGAAGUACGAACAGGCUUGCAACGAGUUCACGACCCACGUGAUGAACCUUCUGAGGGAGCAGAGCCGGACGCGGCCCAUCUCUCCGAAGGAGAUCGAGCGCAUGGUGGGAAUCAUCCAUCGGAAGUUCAGCUCCAUCCAGAUGCAGCUGAAGCAGAGCACGUGCGAAGCCGUCAUGAUCCUGCGCUCCCGCUUCCUGGACGCGCGGCGGAAAAGGAGGAAUUUUAGUAAACAGGCCACGGAAGUCCUGAACGAAUAUUUCUACUCGCACUUGAGUAAUCCCUACCCGAGUGAAGAGGCCAAGGAGGAGUUGGCCAAGAAGUGUGGCAUCACAGUGUCCCAGGUCUCAAACUGGUUUGGAAACAAAAGAAUUCGGUACAAGAAGAACAUCGGGAAGUUUCAGGAGGAGGCCAAUAUAUAUGCUGUGAAGACUGCCGUAAGCGUGACCCAGGGGGGCCACAGCGGGGCCAAUUCUCCCACAACUCCGACUUCUGCAGGUUCUGGUGGCUCGUUCAAUCUCUCGGGAUCUAAUGAUAUGUUCAUGGCAAUGCAGGGCUUAAACGGUGAUUCUUACCCUCCCUCACAGGUGGAGUCCUUGCGUCAUACAAUGGGUCCUGGCUACAGUGACAGCUUGUCAGCCAAUCAGAUUUACAGCCCUCGCGAGAUGAGGGCCAACGGAGGGUGGCAAGAAGCUGUGACCCCAUCCUCUGUGACUUCCCCGACAGAAGGACCUGGCAGUGUACAUUCUGACACCUCUAACUGAGCCCUUCUCCUCUUCUCUGCGCUUCUCGUCUCCCACCACUCCCAACGGACUGACCUCUCUCAAUGGACUGAGCGCCCCUCAGCUGCUUCCACGACACGGAGGUUUUUGUAAGAGAAGUCAUGGAGUCUCUUUAGCGUCCCCUUCCUUGUUCUUAUUCCCCCCCCCCCACUCGAAAGACCUCUCUUCUCCUCCGCUACGUUCAUCGGGAUCGUAGACCGAGCGAGAAGCGCGACCCAUGCGUUCCUCUCUGAUACAACGAGAAACUAUUGUCGCGACUCCCGUUGGAAACAAUACAGCCGGAGAGAAUGAUUUUCUGAACAUGAUUAUUCUUUGGGGCAUUAUGGGUUGUGUAUUGUCUUCGAUGCACUGGGGAGGAAAAACGAAAGACUGAUAAAAAGACCAAAGUAAUGGAAGUAGAUAGAAGAAGAAAGGAGAACAAGAAGAUCACAGAGAAGAGUGAGACGAUCGGCCCAAGCAGGCAAGGGUAGAAGAAACCUAAAACGGGGGGGUAAUCUUGGAAAAGGAAGGAGGAUGGUGAGGAGGACGGCGGGAAGGAGAGGCGCAGAGAUACAAAACAGGGAAACUUGGGAGAUAAAGGAGACGAGCAAAAAAUUAGAAAAA
Spea bombifrons (plains spadefoot toad) is the source of this 2402-nucleotide messenger RNA. RefSeq names its product PBX homeobox 2 (gene PBX2). Gene Ontology annotation, molecular function: DNA-binding transcription factor activity, RNA polymerase II-specific; RNA polymerase II cis-regulatory region sequence-specific DNA binding. The coding region runs from base 513 to 1781 and encodes 422 amino acids. Gene Ontology annotation, cellular component: nucleus. The record is from RefSeq and is a predicted model, not a curated record. The transcript is spliced from 9 exons. Lineage: Eukaryota; Metazoa; Chordata; Amphibia; Anura; Pelobatidae. Gene Ontology annotation, biological process: eye development; embryonic organ development; regulation of transcription by RNA polymerase II.